This is a messenger RNA of Nerophis lumbriciformis (worm pipefish), 246 nucleotides long. Lineage: Eukaryota; Metazoa; Chordata; Actinopteri; Syngnathiformes; Syngnathidae. The record is from RefSeq and is a predicted model, not a curated record.
GAUUACGCAAUGUCUGAAGUUGAGGUCACAUAUGCCGACUUCAUUGCCUCUGGCAGGACAGGACGAAGGAAUGCCCUCCAUGACAUCCUGCGGAGUCCUACAGACCUUGAAGGCCGAGAACUCCCUCUUUCUUUGUCUCUAUCCCAGCUUCACAUUAAUGCAGGAGGUGGAGAUGCAAAUGACACUGAUGACACCCAAAGCUCGUCCUCCUCGGCUCAAAGAGAAGUGGCACAGAAGAACAGCUAA